UUCAAGGUAGUCGCUUUAUUAAAACUUAAUAUUUAUGUCGAAAUACUGCUAUCUACUGAUACACUGAUGAUGGGAAGUGCCAAUAAUAGAUAUUAAGAAAAGGGAAACACACAUUCGAUUUUCUUGCGACACUGUAUGGAAAUUUUGGCGAGCUGAUUGUGUAGCGAACUGGGUUAGAGUCUAAUGGAACGCAAGCUGGAAUUAGACUGCGCCAAUCGCUCUCAUUCGUCCGAAAAUUCUACUGGCUGAAGUUACGCUCAAUGCAAGGGGGUGAGGACGACUACUAGUACCUACUGGCCAGGUUGAGAAAUGUUUUGCACCUCCCAAGGCCCUGAAUCAGCUCAACAAAUAGACGGUGAGUGGCUACCAGCAUUCCUACAGAACGAAACAUUGGAUAUAGGAAAAACACACUCAUGUUUAAGUCCCAAUCGUCAAAUAAUGGCCGCUUUUGGUGGGUCGAAAGAUCGUAUGGGGGAGCAGAUGUGCUGCAUUUGCCUAGAACGUUUUCAGAAUGUGUAUGAUGUUAGGGUCCUACCGUGCAUGCAUACGUUUUGUAGACAUUGCCUUACCCAGAGACUAGGCGAGCCUGACAGAAUACACUGCCCACUGUGCUCUCAUGAGACACCUUUAGGCGAAUUUGGACUCGAUUCUUUAACAUCUAACUUAAUACUAGAUAACAUUUUAGGUGUUGUUGGUCAGGAAGAUGAAAAAGACCCGAAUGAUUUUCAUCUUUGUAAGUCCUGCGAGGACAAGCAACUGGCAACAUGUAUAUGCCGACAGUGUCAGGAACAGCUUUGCGAUCGAUGUGUACGUGCGCACCAAAGAGUACGAAUGACGAAAGAUCACAACAUAUGUCGACUUGAUAACUUCUUCAAUGACCCUAUCCCAAAACGUAGUCCUGGACAGUCACCCACUUACCAUUCAGUUAUUCAGCCAAGUUUUGACAAAACCAUAAGCUAUUGCGAUGUACACUCAAACGAAGUCCUUCGCCUUUACUGUGAUACAUGCUCUAUUGCAAUCUGUCGCGAAUGCACCAUGCAAGAUCAUGGAGGUCACAACUGCGUCUAUCUUCAGGAUGCUGUUCAGAAUAGCAAAACUAUUGCAAAAAGAUUACUCAUGGAAGCGAACAGUAGCAUUCGGACUUUGGAAGACAGCAUUACUUUGGCGCAAAGCAUGGCUGAUAGAGUAGAGAUGCAUUCGCAAAUGAUUGUUACCGAAGUCAAAUCCACCAUCAGGAGACACAUGUCUGCGUUAGAGGAACGUGAGCGAGAUCUUUUAGUGAAAGUUGAAAAAAUUCGUCAAGUUAAAGGAAAAGCAUUAAAUUUUCAAAUGGAAGAGCUUCGUCAAGGAUUGGAUAAGAUAUUGGACUGUGUAAAAUCUGUUGAAGGUGCAAUGCAUGCUGGAACGGAUAUUAAUGUCCUCAAAGCUAAAGAUCGCAUGGUAAAACAAAUGCAAACCAUGAGAGGAUUACAAAAUCUGUUACAGCCUCAUGAAGACGAUACAAUAUUGUUCACGCCACCUGAUGGGGCAUUGCAGACUGCCAUUAGUUCUCUUGGAUUUGUUAGUAGCAGUGCUUACGCUCCAAAUUGUAUUGCUACUGGUGACGGCCUUAAGCGUGCUUUACUAGGCAAAUUAAGUACGUUUCUUGUCCAUGCUAGAGAUCAUAAUGGUGAAGCUUCAUUUGCUGGAGGGGAGCCAGUAGUAGUUGUUGUGCAUGGACCAGAUGGAGGAAUAUAUUCUGCAGAUGUUCUUGACCGUGAAAAUGGAACAUAUUUGAUCAGUUAUCGUCUACAGAGUGAAGGUCCGCAUAGUGUCUCUGUUACCAUCAGAGGACGACAUAUACGUGAGAGUCCAUUCACAGUAAAUGUGAGAAUAGGGCGUAGUUACCAAAAUAUUGGAACGGUACAGAAGGAGUUUGGCUGCGAGGGUGAAGGCGAUGGAGAACUUUGCAGACCGUGGGGAAUUACAACCAAUAAGGAUGGCUAUCUAAUCAUUGCAGAUCGUAGCAACAACCGUAUACAGAUCUUCAACCCCGAUGGUACCUUUUUGCGUAAAUUUGGUACCGCUGGAUCCCGAAAUGGCCAAUUUGAUCGGCCAGCUGGUGUAGCUAUUGAUCCAGAAGAAAAGAUCAUAGUAGCAGAUAAAGAUAACCAUCGAAUCCAAGUUUUUACUUUUGAUGGGCAGUUUAUUUUUAAAUUUGGAGAGAAAGGAAGCAAAAAUGGCCAGUUUAAUUAUCCUUGGGACACUGCGUGUAAUCGUGAUGGUAAAAUCCUUGUGUCCGAUACGCGCAACCACCGUAUUCAACUCUUUAGCAAUGAUGGUACAUUCAUUAAUAAGUACGGGUUUGAUGGCGCUUUGUGGAAGCACUUUGAUUCGCCUCGUGGUGUAGCUUUUAAUCCUGAAGGCCAAAUUAUUGUCACAGACUUUAAUAAUCAUCGCCUGCUUGUUAUCAAUCCAGAUUUUCCAGAUUUUCAAUCCGCACGUUUCCUUGGUUCAGAAGGAAGCAAUAUUGGCCAGUUCCUCCGUCCUCAAGGUGUCUGCGUUGACCAAGAAGGUAACAUCAUCGUAGCAGAUUCUCGCAACCAUCGUAUUCAAGUGUUUCAAUCCAAUGGCACUUUCUUGUGCAAGUUCGGCUGUCCCGGUUCGGCUCCAGGUGAACUCGACCGACCCUCGGGUAUAUGUGUGUCUCCUGAUGGUUACAUAAUUGUUGUUGACUUCGGAAAUAAUCGCGUGCAAAUUUUUUAAUACGGGUAAACAAACAUAAAGCUUUGGUAGAAAUAGGCUUUAUGUAAAAAAAAAAAAAUGUUUGCGUCUACUGUACAUUAUGAUAUGCACUUCUGUUUGGCACGCUAAAUGUAUGUAUAUUAUUCAUGUGUUUUGUGUAUGUCGGAUGCUCCAAGCAUUGAAAUUGGCCUGUCAGCUAUUGAUGAUGUGUAAAAUUUUUAAUGCCAAAUACAGUAAAAGUUUGUUGCCAAGUGAAAAGAAAUAAUGCAACGAAAAAGUGUUGUUGUUAAAAGAUUUUUGCAUUUUACUCAGAAAUGUUAAAAUAUAUAUCUACCUCAGGUAUUCCGUGGUUAUUACAGAAAUGCAUAUCAUAGACGUGUUUGUCUCUCAGGGCUUUGUUGUGUAUAGUAAAGACAUUGCACUCUAUAUGUGAUCUAUAUAUAUAUUAAAAAAAAAACUUUUUUCCCAAAUUGCUGCAGUAACUAAGACGAUUUUAUGUCCUGUAAUUUUUUUUUUGCCGUUAUUGAUGCCAUGUAAAUUUGUGAUUUAAUCAAACUACAAAUAGAAUUAGGAAUGAAAUGUAAUAACAUAAAAUGAUAGUGUGAAUUUGAAUGUUUUUUCAAAAGUAUAGUUAACACCAUCCUCUUUCUUUAACAAAGGUAUUGUAUAAGUGUCCCAUAUUUUUGAAUGUUUAUUUACAUUUUUUCCAUGAAGAUUACAAUCUACCUCUAAAAAUAGACCCUUAUCACUUUUUGAAAUAGGUGCUAACAAUUAUAGUCAAAAUUCAAAGAGUAUUCUAUCAAAUGUUGAAAUUAUGGUCAAUUUUUAAGCCUGUUUUUGUUAUUCUUAUUCUUCCAAGUCCACAUUGAAUAUUAUAUUCUGAUUAUCAAUAUCAUACCUCAAUCAAUUACCUCAGAUUAACUAUUAGAACCGCCUAGUCGAUAGUAGAUUUUACUAGUUUUUAAAUCAACUUAAUAAUUUUAAACCGUGUUAUGAAAUUUAAAUAUCAAUGUAUGAACUUUGGGCAAAAUUUGUUUUCAAAUUCACUCGUAGUUCUAAAAACCAUGUUUUCAAUUUUUUUUUUUUUUUUUUAGACCAUGUUAUUCAGGUCAAGGGUCAUUUUAUGAUUCACAUACUUGUCAUGGUUUAGCUUAUGGUUUUAUUCUCGGGAAAGAAAUUCAAGAGUGCUUUUUACUGUAAUUGCCCUGGGUUCAUUAACAGUUCAAACCCAUCCAGAACUAGUGAUUCCAUGCUGUUUUCCCACUUUGCCAUCAUCUUCAAAUGUAAUGUACAUGGAGUCUCCACUGACGUUCUCGGGACAUGCUUGGUUAACUUCAUUAAAUAUCAUCUUUGAGAAUCAUCCAAAUAAAUAAUAAAUAUCAGUAUGAAUGGUUCCAUCUCAAACUUUUAACCUCGAUACCGGAAAUCAGUUCCAUAAUAACUGUCAUUGGUGAUAUUACUCAUUUUUACUGAACUCAGGAAAAAAAUUAUUCAUUAGACCUCUACUAUUUUUUGUACAUUCUUAUCCUUUUUAGCUAAAUUAACUUACCUCCGUCAAACAGUAACGUUUUCUGAGAGCAUAAAUGACAAAUCAAACCUUCCCAGUUGUGGUACAUUUAUGUAAAGUGUAAAAAAAAGUUGUGAUUCAUGAUUCAAAAUCAUUUUUUUGUGUUGUAAUUUGUGGUUCAAAACAUUUUCUAUUUUUUUGGGUUGGAAGUUCAAUUUUUUCAUUACUACCAGGUCCGAUUUUAAUUCUAGUGACUUGGCAGUAAUUUAAAUGCCCUGUACUGAUUUUGAGUCAGAAAAUUCAAUGAACACUAGCAUUCUCAAAUUGAAAUAGAUAAAAAAAAGCUUGGCAAAUUUUUGUUUAUAUUCUGGAUUUUGUUUUGCAUUCAAACAUUGGGAUUAGCAAUGUGAUUAUGGUACCUUUACACAAUAUCAAUACAGCAAAUAAAGAACCCCAGAACUAAAAAACCAAGCUAACAAUUGAAAGCAAAGAAAAAUUUAAUCUCGGGCCAAAUUAAGCAAAUGCAGUGCCCAAGGAAUGUCGUCAGAAUCAAAUUAGGGAUGAAACUACAGCUAGACUGAUUUAGAAGCCUUGCAGUUUCAGUACAGAUAAUUGGCCCAUAUUAAGCAAAUCAAAUUCUUGUUGAUUUAUACCAGCUAGAAUUUAGAAUUUCGUAUUUUUAUUUUUUGAAAAAUCAUCUGGCUGUCACAUUAAUGAUUUAAAUAUUUUUUUUAGAUGUUUAUUUUUUGAUGUAGUGGACCGAGAUUUACCCUCAGUUUCUAAUUAUCAAAAAAAAUAUGGCUUUUUGAUGUAAAAAAAUAAAUCAAUCAACUACCACCAUUAUUAAAAGUGCCUUCUACUUGAUGACAUCAUGUUUGUAAAAUGCAACACAUCAACAUUAAUUAUAUAUAUUAAAACAUGCCAUACAAUUGAUGAUGGGAUAAAAGCAUGAUCUGUUUCAAGAAAUGUUGAAACUCAAUUCAAGAACCUUGAUUUAUUUACAUAAACACAUAUUUCAACCAAAGUAUCAAAAAUUAAAAUAUAUCAAAUAAAUGUCCCUCAUUCCAGAAAGGGGAUAAAAGUAAUGUAACACAUGAAUUUGUUGCCAUUUAGUAUAUUGUAGUUUGUUUACAAUUUUGACACCCCACCUGCAUAUUUAAUUCUUAGACAAAUUUUGCUUUUCCGUGUGAAUAUUAUCUUAAAUAAAUGGAUGUUUGUGUUUUUGUUUAUUGUAAACAGAGGACUUUUAGUAUGGCCAUCAAGUUCAUGAUUGAAAAUCUGUUGUGUAGAGGUUCACUGAUAAUACAGUACGCUGUACUCCAUCAAGCAAAAACCUAAAAAGCAGAUAUUAUACUCAAUAUAUUGUCCUCCCAACAUUUUUUUCAUUAUGCAACUAUAAAUCAGAAGCAAGAUCUUAACUAACCAAUCAAAUACAAUGUUUAAAUUUGUCCUUAGUUAAUUUAUAGUUGCUAAUAAUGGACACAUUUUUUUCAUUUCUUUGUCCUAAAAAGGACAAAAUAUUGAAUCAAAAACAGUUAUCUGUUGUAGUCUUCUUGAAUUGAGAUAAAACGAUUUUCAAAUUACUCUGCUUCAAAUCAGUGAACUCAAUCCAAAAUUGUAAAUAUUCAGUUUGUAAUGGACAAGCGUGUUAAAGGUCAGAUAAUUAAUAAUUAAUUGUUCGUCGUCUUUAGUAUUAUUUUAUUAUAAAAAAUCAAGAACAUUGUGUUUUCAGUAUACUAGUAGAGUAGCGACUCUUUAAACUCAUUGAUAAUAUAAUUCUGGCUGUAAAUUCAAGGUUACAUACAGAGUUACAGUUAUUAGCAUAUUGCAUAGUAAUAACACCUAGUGUACUAGUAAGAAUGCCCAAAUAUUGAGUUCUAAUUUAAGUCAUAAUGUACCCAAUAUUUUUAUUUCAGUGAACGUUAUAAAGCAUGAUAACAGUCAGUAGUGGUUGGUGGCAAGAUGACAAUUCAUGUUCUUGUAAUAAUUGUAUUCUUACAACUGGCCUGCAUUUGUUUUUAACGAUUAGCCUUCAGUUGGUCAGCUUUUAUGAUUGUGUUGUGGGUAGAUAAUGAGUGGACAUUGAACCAUGCAUUUCUAUGGACAAACUCGAAAGGUCAGUUGUUCAAUGACAAAAUGCGGAAAGGUUUAUAAACUAGCAAUAGCGUAGUAGUAUUGUACAUCACUGUGCAUCCAUUUAUUUAUUUUUUUCAAACCAAGGUCAGUUCCUGGACAAAGAUUAAAAGCAAAUUACUCCCAACAAUUCCACUGUAAAAUUACACAGGUUUAUGCACCCAUUCUUAUGUAAACCGAUAUUACAAAAUUGUGUUCAAAUUCGGGAUCUGAUAAUCAGCUGAUAAAGAUAAUAUUAAAUUUUGUCAUCAUCUAACUACUGUAUAUUUAAAAAGUAAAAUUUACAUGUCCUAUCUGUAAUACUACGGUAGGCAGGCAUAUGCUUCAAUUUUUUUGCUUGUAAUUUUUCAUGGAUAAUCCGCUCAUUAUGCUUCUUUUUCUGGAAUUAAAUUUUGAGUUAUUCAUUGUGGGAUUAAUUCAGUUUAACCAUCAUCAGUUUUACUGAUGAAAAUAUAUAUUUGCAUCAAUUCUUGCAUAAGAUAAAUAGAGGUACAGUAGAACUCUGCUAACGAUUGAUAAAGCAUUUCAACCAUUUGCAUUUUUUUCCUGUUUGGCCAAGCCUCGUCUGUAAACCUCAUGACUUUUGAGCAGAAUUAUAUUUUGACUGCGUAAGCAGUUACAUAACUAUAGAAUUUUAUAGUUCAAUGAUAAAGAUAAGAGAGCCCUGAUAAGGAGAAUAUAAUGUACUAUACUACCAUAUGGAGCAGCUCCAUGUACUUUGAUAUCUAGGCCCUAUACCAGCUUACAGUACUUAUGAAGAUGCUGGUAGAAUGAGGCCUGCUCAAGUAUCUGACUGGACUGGUUCAUGUGAGAGGCAGGCUUCUUUCUGUAUUCCGUGGUGAUUGUCAUAAAAUUGGUUUUGUAAUUGUCUUUGCUCUUUACAUAUAGAACAAUUUUUCAAUGUUGGUGAUUAUGCUGUACUGGUAGGAGAAAGCAUGUUUGACAACCUAUAGUUAUAUUUUAUAAUAUUUUCAGUGUAUUAAAUAAGCAAUUUAUAUAUGACAUUAUGAAUAAACAAUUUGCUUGCGAACAUUUUUAUUCAACCCAUCUACAUAUUCUAUAAGGAGAUCUUCAAUUUCUCAAAAGAAUGCUUUUUGAAUCCUCACAAAUGCAAAAAUUUCUGUUUUUUUUUUUUUUAAAGAAACCUUUGCUGUAAAUCUGUUCUGUUUUUUUUUUUUUGUUGUUUUUUUUUGUAAAAUGAGUUGUAUUAUUAGAAUGAUAUUUCAUGGUUUGUGCUGGUCAGUUAUUGUUUUCUCAAAUUAUGAGAGUAUGUUAUAUGUUGAAGUUAGUUUUUAUUAUUUAGAGAAGGUUUGAAAAUCUUAAUUUUGGAGAUUCUGGUUGUCCUGUGUAGCUGUUGGUAUACUGUACUGUAACAGAAUAUAAAAUCUAGCCUUAUAUUAUGGCUGUGUGUGCUCGAAGCUCUUGCUGAAAAGCUUAUAAAAUUACAUAACACUUUGAGAUACAUUGUCACUAUUGUCAGGGAAAUUAUCAGAUACCUUCUACUGUAGUAACUAUAAUGACAAAGUUUAGCAAUCUAAAUUGAUUAAUUUUAAAAAUUGUAGAUAUAUUUUAAUAAUAAAUAGUAAAAUAUUAAAAAUACAUGGCUUAAAGGGUGGUGAUUAACAUUACUACUUGUAUUUUUGUGCCUAAUCAUUGUAGACUUAAGAAGUAGUAAUUGUAAUUUUGACGUGUACUCUUGUAAUGCCAUGAAAUGGUUUGAUGUAGUUCUCUGACCCCUUAACAAGGCUAGUUUAUCAGCCUUUGUCCUGCUUGCAUACACACUUGACUUCCUUUGGUCAGGCUGAAAUUCUAAGCUGCCCUGCCUUGAAUGAGUCAGCCAUUGGCCUAGCAUGUCCAUUCCAAAUGGGACUAAAUGCUUUCUUGGUGUUUUUUUUUUUUUGCAAGGUUCUUAAUAGCUCAGUGUCCUUGGUCAUAAUUCCAGUAAUUUGCGCAAGAGCACAUUCUCGCAGAAAUUGAAUCUUUUUGGAAAAGUGACAGAUUCUGGCUAAAAAAAUUUGUAGCGACCUACAUACAGGAUAAGAAAAAGUAAAAAUUCAGUUGGUUACAAGCUGCUACCAAUUCAUGGAAUAUUCUCAUUCUCAACUGUAGGUUGCAUCAACAUAUUUAUCUCAGCAUGUUAUUUUUGUAGACAUUUUCAUCUAAUACUGGUAAUUAGGUAUGCAUUCUCUGUCUGCUAUUCAUCAAUAAUUCUCUUACAAAAAAGCAAAUUGGAAAUUCUUAACUCUUGAGUUAAGUAGUAUUUUGUUGAUUCUUUUUUACAAAUUUAUGUAAUUGUUGGGAUCAUGUCAUAGACAUGUGUAUACAGUGUUUAGCCUUAUCAUUGGCAACAUUUAUUGGUUUCUUUACAAAAUUUAACACUUUUCAUGCCCUGUUAUAUAAUAAACAAUUAUGCAUUUUGAUGGAUUUCAGUAGGCAAAAAAAAUUUUUGGUGCUUCAUUUUAUUGAUGCUGGCAAAUGCUAUGGUAGAUAGUGCAGGGAAUGUAGUUUAUACCAGAAUAUACAGUAAACAUUUAUUCAUUACGUAUUUACAGUAGAUUGAAUAAAGCUGAUUUUUGAGAUUAUUAUGGGCAUUAUAAUUUGCUUUAUGCAAAACUCACCUCUUCUUAAUCUAUUACACAAUGAAUACACUUUAUAUAAAUAUAAAACUGAAACAUUAUAGUUCUGAUUGUGCUUUUAAUUCCAUAAUAUAUAUUUGUAUAAAUUUAAUAGAUACUUUAAAUAUUUUAGUUGUGUUAUGGGUUAACGCAUAUUAUAUUUGUUUAUCAAUUUUUGUGUCUAAUAUAUUUAUUUUUGUUUCAAUUCUCAAUAAUUUCUGUAGCAAUGUAUAUAAUUAUAAUAGCGAUCCAGCUUUUGGGGUACUGUGCCUAUUUUUUCAGGGAUAUCAAAGAUAACACCAAUUACCUCAUUUUUAUAAAUUAGUUUUUUUACUUAAAAAUAUGUCAAAAUGACAGGUUUUUCGUUUUCCAAAAAAAAAACGAUUUUGUGGUAAACGCUCUGAAAUUAUGAUUUCGUGCUGUUGUAAUAUUUUUUAGAUGCAUGUACUUUCUUGUUGGCUUGCUACCUUAAAGGUUUGUCGCUACAUUCAUUCAUACUGCCUCACGAAAACUUCAGUUGAAAGUUCCCUUGUUGCUUCAAAUGGUCUCAGACCAAUAUUGAUCUUAAUGUAUAGAUUUUAUCAUAAAAAUGAUUAUUAAAUCAAUGUUAAUGAUGUUGUUAAACAUUAUCUGUAAGAUAAGUACCGACGUAUCUGUGAGAUAAGUCAAGAGGAUGUUUUCCUCGUAAUAUGCAUUGUAAAAUUCAGGGAAAAUCAAAUUGCUAUGUAUGUAUAAAUAAUAGAACUUUUAUUAGUCUUAUAUUAGAACUGAAUGGCAUCUUGUGUAUGUUGUGUACUCAUUAGAAUGAAACUGGAAUUCACUGAAUUGAUAUAGAGUAGAUAAUUUUUCUGUUUAUGUACACUGUAGAUAGUAACAUGUUUUCAUAAUUUCUUAUGUUUACACAGGAUUUGGUCAAACAUUAACAAAUUCUUGUGGCCUUCGAUAAGUAUGGUUUGCAAGAUAUACCAUUCUGAAAUUUAAUUCAAACCAAGAUGACUUUACUGAUAUCAAAUACUCAAAAAGCGUUUGAAUCGACAAAUAUAUCAAAUAGGAAAUCGGUACUGGUACGAUGAAAAUUUUAGGUAAUGGAUGAAUUUUAAUGAAAUACAAUAAUGAAUUUGUGUCGAUAUGAGAAUAUUUAAUGUUGAAAUAAAAUCAGUUGUACGAAGUAAAAAAAUUAUGUCUGACAAAUGAAAUUUAUGUAGUUAUAAUAGAUUGGUAAUUCCUGAAAAAUAAAAUGUUUGGUGGGUUUUGUUUUGUUAACAUUUGUAGGAUAGCAGUAGUUUUGUAUAGAGUUUAAUGUAUAGAUUAAAUUGUUGCUUUUUUGUUAUAAAGAUUCAAUGUGUUAGUGUAGUGUGCUUCAGUUUUCUUUUACUGAUGUAUUGUGAAUGGAUUAAAACAAAAUAUGAUUGUUAUGUAUUUCAUGUGAUUGACUAUGAAAAAUCAUAAGAAUGUUGAAAAUAAAGCUCUGUCUGUAUGUUUAUUUUA
This is a messenger RNA of Anneissia japonica, 10467 nucleotides long. RefSeq names its product E3 ubiquitin-protein ligase TRIM71-like. Bases 310 to 2745 code for a protein of 811 amino acids. Gene Ontology annotation, biological process: protein polyubiquitination; proteasome-mediated ubiquitin-dependent protein catabolic process. The record is from RefSeq and is a predicted model, not a curated record. The transcript has a single exon. Lineage: Eukaryota; Metazoa; Echinodermata; Crinoidea; Comatulida; Comatulidae. Gene Ontology annotation, molecular function: ubiquitin protein ligase activity; protein binding; zinc ion binding.